Xyrauchen texanus (razorback sucker) is the source of this 1469-nucleotide messenger RNA. Its product is annotated as aspartate beta-hydroxylase domain-containing protein 2-like. The record is from RefSeq and is a predicted model, not a curated record. NCBI's taxonomy places the organism in Eukaryota, Metazoa, Chordata, Actinopteri, Cypriniformes, Catostomidae. The coding region runs from base 143 to 1198 and encodes 351 amino acids. The transcript has 6 exons.
CGCCCCUCACGGAAGCACUGAAUGCGGAAUCUCCUGUCAUUUCAGGGCUGCAGACCGAGAAAUAGAUAAACAGAUUAAGGGACGUGGUGCGAACGAAGGGGGGACGAGAGAGAAAUGGAGAAGUGCUCACUCUCUCAGCAUUAUGUCCUGGUCUCUGGACUUGGUGCUGCUUCCCCCAUGUGCACUGCUGGGUGGUCACCCCCUAAGCGGGCUGCUCUGGACCGUCCUCCUCCUCUUCCUCUGGUACUGCUACCGUGUGGGUUCUGACCCACCAUCCCACUCUGGAAUGCUCAAAACCAGCUCAACUUUCUCUCGGUCAUCCAGUCGCACACCUGUCGACCCUGGACAUUCAGCCACUAAAGCAUCAGCGGCAAUCGCCAUGGAGUCGGUGGAGGAAGAGGAGGGGACAGAGAGCUACCUGACACCGGUGUGGAGCCAUGCUCCUUUUCCCACUGAGGCUGCACCGGGAAGCAGGAAGUUAUACAAAGCACUGCAGGAGUAUGCCAAACGCUACAGUUGGGCCGGAAUGGGUCGUAUUCACAAGGGCCUGCGUAAUCAGGCCAGGAUCAAUGAUCGGCCCUCCAUUCAGAAACCUCACCUCUUUUACCUCCCAGAUGUUCCCAGCAUUCCUUUCUUUCCCAAGGAUGCUCAUCGCCAUGACAUUGAGGUUCUGGAGGCCAAUUACCCCAUCAUCCUUGCUGAGUUCCAGGCAGUCUACCAGGGGGGAAUUGAUACUAAUCUAGGGUGGACCUAUCAAGGACCAAAGGGCCAGGCAGUAUUCCCUCACUAUAAUGCUGGAGUGUUUGUGGCCAGUAACUGCCGUGCAUGCCCGUAUACGUACCGAAUCCUCCUGUCUCUAAGAACCUUCAUCAGUAGUAACUCUCUGGGGUCUGCUGGAUUCUGGCUCCUUGGAGCUAGGGCCACACUGGGAGGGGCCUAUGGUCCUACAAACACACGUCUGCGCUGCCAUCUUGGUCUUCAGACACCUGCUCAAUGUGAGCUAGUUGUGGGUGGAGAGCCACAGUGUUGGUCAGAAGGGCACUGCCUCCUUGUGGAUGACUCUUUCCUGCACAUCAUCUCACACAAUGGGGGUGCUGAAGAUGGUUCUAGAGUUAACUUCAGCGUGGAUCUCUGGCACCCUAAUGUGGCUGCAGCAGAGAGACAGGCUCUAGACUACAUUUUCACCCCUGAGCAGUAAUUCAAACUACAUUUCCCAGGAUGCACUGUGCAAUUCUCUCUGCCACAUCAAAAUGCCAAAAUGUUGUUCAAAGUUUACAAAACGAAUUUUGGUUUAGUUAAAAAGUUUAAAAAAGUCUAAAUUUUUUUUUUUUUUCCAUUCAAUUACCACAUAUUUUAAGUGUGUUUCUGUUCUGCAGAAUCCUUAAAGGAACAGUUCACCCAAAAAUGUUCACCCAAAAAUGCUAAUUCUGUCAUCAUCUCACCCUCAUAUUUUUAAAUACCUGUAUGAC